GCAGGCACUGGAACCACACCAGCCCAGUGGACUCCUUGGAUCGGCAGGCAGCCCUUGCCCAGCAUGCAGGGUGAAGAGAGCUUACAGGUCCUGGUGGGGACAGAAGGGGACAGCUUCCCACUGAUGGAGAUCAGUACUUGUGAGGCAGAGCCCUCUGAGCAGUGGGACUUCAUCCUUGUGGCCAAGUACCACACAGAGAUGAGAUUCAGGCAGGUUGAGCGACAGAAGCAGUUUCUGGAGGAGCUGAAGAGAAGAGGCUUCCAUGUCAAGGUGAGAGAGGACCAGAAACAUGUGUUUUAUGGGAUCCGAGCUGACAACAGGAUCUUCGAUUUGUACCGUACCCUCCUCAUGGAGCCAGAAGGUCCUGCCCCAAGUCUGGAGAAGGUCAGACCGACCACUAUCCCAGCUACUACAAGAAUCCGAAUUGUGAACUUUGUUCUGAACAGCAAGACAGCAGCUGGUGACUCCUUCGAGGACUUGGUGAAAGAUGGGGUCUUUGAGACCAAGUUCCCCCUGCACAGGGGGGAGGAAGACCUGAAGACGAAGUGGGCCCGGUGGAGAAACAUGCUCCAGGAGCAGCCAAUUGAUGCUAUCAGAGACUACUUUGGUGAGAAAGUGGCACUGUACUUCGCCUGGCUCGGCUGGUAUACCUACAUGCUGGUGCCUGCUGCUGUGGUGGGCCUCAUCGUCUUUCUGAGCGGGUUUGCUCUGUUUAACUCCAGCCAGAUCAGCAAGGAGAUCUGUGAGGCUGACGACAUCUUCAUGUGUCCUAUUGGUGACAGCAACAGCUACCAGCCACUCUCAGUCACCUGUACUUUUGCAAAGAUCACUCACCUCUUUGACAACGAGGGGACUGUGCUGUUUGCCAUCUUCAUGGCUUUGUGGGCCACCAUGUUCCUGGAGUUCUGGAAGCGGCAGCGAGCGAGUGUGGUCCUGCACUGGGACCUGUACGGGUGGGACGAGGACCAGGAAGAAAUGGUGCUUGAGCUCAUUAACUGCCCUGACUACAAGCUCCGGCCGCACCAGCACUCCUUCCUACGUAGCACCAUCAUCCUGGUCCUGUCUCUGCUCAUGAUCUGCCUCAUGAUUGGCAUGGCACACUUGCUGGUGGUCUACCGCGUGCUGGCUGCUGCCCUCUUCAGCAACUUGGCUUGGCCUUUCCUGGAAAACCAGGUGACCACAGCUGUGGUGGUGACUGGGGCCCUGGUGCACUACCUGACCAUCGUUAUCAUGACUGAGGUCAACAAGCGUGUGGCCCUGAAGCUUUGCGACUUUGAGAAGCCCAGGACCUUCUCAGAGCGUGAGAGCAAGUUCACCGUGAAGUUCUUCACACUGCAGUUCUUCGCCCACUUUUCCUCCCUCAUCUAUGUUGCCUUCAUCUUGGGCAGGAUCAAUGGUCACCCUGGGAAUUCCACGCGGCUGGCCGGCCUGUGGAAGCUGGAGGAGUGCCACCUCAGCGGCUGCAUGAUGGACCUGUUUGUGCAGAUGGCCAUCAUCAUGGGCCUGAAGCAAACGCUCAGCAACUGCAUGGAGUACCUGUGGCCGUGGCUGGCCUAUAAGUGGCGUGUGCUGUGGGGCUGCUGGGCCUGUGACCCUGAGCUCCGGGACUGGCAGCGAAACUACCGCCUGAACUCAGUCACUACCUUCACCCUGUUUGAAGAGUUCAUGGAGAUGAUGAUCCAGUAUGGCUUCACCACCAUCUUCGUGGCCGCCUUCCCCCUGGCACCACUGCUUGCGCUCUUCAGCAACAUGGUGGAAAUCCGCCUGGACGCCAUCAAGAUGGUGCAGCUGCACCAGCGGCUGGUGCCACGCAAGGCCAAGGACAUUGGGACAUGGCUGCAGGUACUGGAGACCAUCGGUGUGCUGGCAGUCAUUGCCAAUGGGAUGGUCAUAGCCUUCACCUCUGAGUUCAUCCCACGUGUGAUCUACAAGUACCGUGACAGCCCAUGCCAAAAGGAGCCCCACCAAAAAGUCGACUGCCUCACUGGCUAUGUCAACCACAGCCUCUCUGUCUUCCACACGAAGCACUUCCAGGACCCCAAGAAGAUUCGGGGCUCAGAAAAUGUGACUGUGUGCAGGUACCGAGACUACCGAGAUGAGGACUACAACCUUACUGCGCAGUUCUGGUUCCUCCUGGCCAUCCGCCUGGCCUUUCUCAUCCUCUUUGAGCAUGUCGCCCUGUGCAUCAAACUCAUUGCCGCAUGGUUUGUGCCCGACAUCCCACAGUCAGUGAAAAACAAGGUUCUGGAGGAGAAGUAUGAGACUCUGCGGAAGAAGCUACGGUCCAGCUCCAAGAGCACAGAUGUGUAGGUGGCUGGAAGCAGGCAAAGAGGCACUGGUCAGGAGGAGCCACCACGACCUGCAUGUCCAUGCUUGUUUGUGGCUGUGUCCAUGCGCGUGUGUGUGUGUGGCUGUGAGAAGUCCCAUGUUUAUGUGGAGAGUGGUACUAGGGGUCCAUGUAUGUGUGGAUGCAUAGGAGGUGUCCUGAGAGGCCCUUGUUGUGGGGGUGGUCACAGGCGUUCCAUGUGUGUGUAAGGUAUCUGUGAGCAGCACAUAUUGCCUGUGGGGCCUGCAUCACCUCCCUUAGGGCUCAGGCAUGGUGCAGCACAGCCCUGAGCUUACUUCUGGGUCACCCUGCACCUACAGAUUUGGGGGGUCCCUCAUGCAAUCUCAAGAAGCAAAAUCAGCCCAAGCUUCCUGGGCCUCCCCAACUUCUCAGCCCCAGGCUUGACCCCACCUGAUCCUGCUGGUGCCACUGGCUCCAAGCCCAGCAUUCCAGCUGUCUCC
Molecule: messenger RNA, 2787 nt
Organism: Fukomys damarensis (Damara mole-rat)
Lineage: Eukaryota; Metazoa; Chordata; Mammalia; Rodentia; Bathyergidae
Gene: Ano9
Product: anoctamin 9
Exons: 24
Coding region: 64-2310 (748 amino acids)
Biological process (GO): chloride transmembrane transport
Cellular component (GO): plasma membrane
Molecular function (GO): chloride channel activity
Source: RefSeq, a predicted model, not a curated record